This is a messenger RNA of Cladocopium goreaui, 2471 nucleotides long. The record is from the annotation of a GenBank genome assembly. Lineage: Eukaryota; Dinophyceae; Suessiales; Symbiodiniaceae.
AGGAGGCGCAUAUGGCAGGCAGUACCAUGGCGUCGCCCUUCUAUCUGGGGGCUGAGGAGGAUUCGUUGACCCUGCAGGACCUCUUGGACUGGAGCCGGCGACGGAUGAGCGAAGGCGAGGCGAGCUUCGCGUCGACGGAGUUCCAGCGGGAAGCGUCGCCCAAGUCCUGGGAGGACGAGGUCUUCUACAGCAUCCUGGUGGAUCGCUUCGCCAAUGGCGACAUCACCAACGACAACAGCAACAUCCCAGACUUCCAGCGGGAGCAGUUGAAGUCCAAGAAACCGUGGUCCGUCCAGCGCUGGCGCCAUGGCGGAGAUUUGCACGGCGUGAAGUCACGCCUCAGUUACCUGAGGGAUUUGGGCGUCACCGUCCUGGCCUUGUCGCCCAUCUUUCUGAACAGUGCUGGAGAGUAUCACGGCUCCUGCACAACGGACCUGACCAGCAUCGACUCGAACUUCGGCAACAAGGAGUUGUUGAGGGAAUUGGUGCACGAUGCGCACACCUUGGGUCUGAAGGUGGUCCUGGACGUGCAAGUGAACCACGCCUGCGGUGGCGGCUUGAAAUAUCUGGGCGCCAACAGCGGCGUGGACGGUGUCAGCAACUGCGUCCUGUCGACGGGUGAGACCUACUGGGACUCGGAACGCGGGACACCUCUCAACGAGUUCGGACGCGGGCGCCUCGGCUUCGGUGACUCGCUGCCGUCCUUCCUGCGGCACCAGUCCUUCUUCACCCGCUGCGGCCCGGCCAAGCUCUACAGGCCCGGCGGCCGCGACUUCCGCUCGCUGCCGGCCGAGAACGCCACGGCCAUCGCAGCGGGGUUGUCGGGGACGCCCAGCGAGGUGGAUGAAUGGCUCUUCCCGGAGAUCUUCCAGGAGACAUGGCUUGGAGUUUUCCAAAAGCUGGGUCGUAAGGACACGGCCUUUGAGCUGAACACCAUGAACCCCGUGCUGCAAGAGCUGUACACCAACAUGCUGAAGUACUGGAUCGCCGAGGUGGACCUGGAUGGUUACCGCCUCACGGCGGCCUCGCACGUCACGGCGGACUUCACGGCGUACCUCUCGACACACCUGCGCUUCUAUGCCUCCGCGUUGGGCAAGGAGAACUUCUUCAUCGUGGGAGAGGUGAAUCAGGCCACCACGCCCUUCGGCGAGAGCUACCUGGGUCGCGUGCAGGGCCGUGAGGGGCCGCGGACGCUGCCGAAGAAAGUGCAGGGUGUUUUGGAAGAGCUGUGCCAGUAUUACAGUGCGCUGCCUGACCAAGAACCCGGGCUCCUUUCGAGCUAUCCGCUGCAGGAGGUCUUCCACCUCCGUGACAGCGUGCUGGGUGCCAGCGACGCCAUGGGUCUCUACGAACAGGAAGGCGCCGUUGCGGCCAUCGCGCGCUCGCGCACCGCCUUGGCCACGGGGAAGAUGCGGCUGGCGCUGGCGGGGGCGGAGUCCCGUGACGUCAGGAAGCUGCUGAGCUCGCCGCGGCAGGGCCACGAGUUGUGGCGCCUCAUCAUCGCUAUGGCCUGGAGCUUCACAUGGUAUGGCAUACCCGAUCUGACCAGCGGCAUGGAACAGGGCCUGAAUGGCUUGUGCUAUCGCAACGAUGAGGAGCGCCAGAAGUUGCACGACGACAUGGUGGCGCAGGGGAUUGAAGGCGAUGUGGUGCACAGCAUCUUGGCGAAUUGCGACUAUGAGGCCUUGGGCGAUCAGACGGACAGCGGCUUUUGGCACCAGGACGAACUGAAAUCAGAUCAUGACUCCUUCCUGGGCGGCCCCAUGCGCCUGGGCGCAGCCGUGGGGGCGGUGAAUCGCGAGGUGGGCAUCAUGAACCACCUGAUGGGUGCGGGUGGGCCGCACUGGUGCGAAGAUCCGGUGGUGGAUCGUGAGAACCAGGCCUUCAACACAGCCAGAGCAUUGAUCCGCAUCCGCCGCUCCUGCUACCCUCUGCGCACCGAGCUGGACGUAGCGGCCGGCGACGGCGCGCAGUUGGCGUAUUGGAAGAUGCACGACGGACGCGAGGACAUGCUCAUCGAGGAGCAGCCUUUGGGGAUGCUGGUGGUCCUCAGCAUCUCGCCGGAGCCCAGCAUCGAAGCACGCAAAUAUCGCUUGCCCAGCUCCUUGCGCUACACCGAAGGGCAGGCCUUCAUCGAUCUGCUGCACCCCCAGAGGUUGGCCAUGGUCUUCACCUCCUCCAAUGGAACCUUCCUAUUGGUCCCGGCAGAACUGGACCCUUCGCACGUGUCCAUCUUCGCACCAGUGGAGACGGCGGUGAAGGAUCUGGAGGGUAGCGACUGGAUGGUGUGCCGUGGUGUGUCACUGCCGCCAUUGCGCGAUACCUGUAAAGAAACCGCGCGCUCCGAUGCUCGGCUGAGUGCGGCACAUAUUUUGACGGGGAAGGUCAGCCAUCAACUCAGAGCUGGUCAGAAAAAGGUCUCCGAACCAGCAUUUUCUUAUGAAUUGUUGCAGAAUUGCUGUACUUUUUGA